GACAUAGAUGAGUGCGGGGAGCAUGUAUGUGGUCCUAACACUUUGUGCUUCAACACCAAUGGCUCUUAUUCGUGCGCCUGUCAAGCGGGAUUUCGCUCAAAAAAUCACACGUUAAACUGCACAGGUGAGUAACGAAAUAAGGUAUUUUCUGUGAUAAUAACAUUAAAUGUUUUAUUGAUUACACCUUACUAAUUCGUCUUUCAAUCCAAACUUUUCCAUGCCCUAUUAACGAAUAGAGUUAAGAUCCCUCUUAUUGAAUGAUCACUCUAUUUUAGAACACAUUAUCAAUCAUUGACACCAAUCAAGCUUCCAGGUACUACGUGCUUCGGUUUUUCUUAAUAUUUGAGUGUUCUUUCAAAUCAAGCUACAUCCCCGUAAGGGAUAACUAUUAGCUGAAAUAUCUUGUAAAAUCCACGCCCAAUUCGAUCGGCGGUUAUGCCAGAGGAAUUAUCCAUUUUACUUUCUUUCACACAACAACUUUGAGAGGCUUUUGUUGGUAACUUUCAUGAGCACGCAAGCAUCUGCUACUCUAGUUUAAGACCAUAAAUGUUGUUUGAAAAAAACAAUAAGUGGCUUCCAGUGACAACCUCGUCCCCAGGUCCCCUCCCAUUUUUUUAGUAAAAAGCCCUAGGGACGAGGUUGUUCCAGAGAAGGUUUUUCGCAGCUGAGGACUAGUAGAAAAUCUAGCUAGUCCAGUCAGAUUAGGGUUUGCAUAUUUUAUAUCAUAACUCUUAAGACUCAGGACUUUUGUUACCAAUAUUUCAGACCAUAAGGCUGGGCUUAAAAUCGAAAAUCUUUCGUGCCAAAAAUAUCUACAAAUUGUAUAAAACGUACUGAUGAGAAAGUAUCUCUUCCAUCUUAGACGCUUUAUUCUGUAAUUACUUUAAAGUAAUAGGAUGAAUUCCAUUUGCAUUUUCUUGUUAUAUUUCAGAUAUUGAUGAAUGUUUGGAGAACACUUACACCUGCGACUCAGCGUCAAACUGCGAAAAUACACUCGGUGGAUAUGAUUGCAGGUGUAAGGAGGGCUAUUAUAAAACAGCUCAAGGCACAUGUGCAGGUAAUCAUCAAAUCACGUAUUGUACGCACAUAGAGCAAAAAAUACUUUAGGUGAGACGUUAAAGGGCCCUAAAAAUUUGUAAAUGAUAGUAGAAAGCCUUAAUUUAGUAUAGACUUAACCUUUCCUGGAGUUUGAAUAAAAACCGCAUUCACGGUAAUGGUCUUCAAAGAAGGUGAGGUAAGUUGUACCCAAUCUCCCUCCCCCCCGUGAUUUGUCCUGACAUGACCGACCGACCCACUUUUACGAAAAAGGGGCAAUGGAAAACGAAAUCUGACGUCUGAUGUCUCCUUCACUCUGUGUUUAUGUAAUAAUAUAUUUACUAACAAUUAACCCUCAGUUGUUCGUUUAUCCAGCCUAGAUUAGCAGUUGCUACUUGCGGGUCAGUGUAAUUACUGAAGUUAAGUUCUUGAAUUGUUGUUAUUGUAAACUCUCAUUGGGAGUGGCCUAUGAUCCCUCAAUAGCGAAGAGAGUAUACUGUCAUUGAUUACUCACACGCCUUAUGUAAAACACACUGCUAACUCAAAUCUCUAUAUGAUUCGUCGUGUUCAAUAUACUUCCCUCAUUCUUGCUGCAGUGCAUGGUUUAUUAAAUCUUUUGAAACCUCUCUUGUAGAGAAGUGCGGUGUAAGCUGUGGAGAAAAUGCUUUUUGUCAUCAUGGACAGUGUCUCUGCCUUCCUGGGUACUCCCUUGGA
This is a messenger RNA of Porites evermanni, 1749 nucleotides long. The record is from the annotation of a GenBank genome assembly. NCBI's taxonomy places the organism in Eukaryota, Metazoa, Cnidaria, Anthozoa, Scleractinia, Poritidae.